This is a messenger RNA of Bursaphelenchus xylophilus (pine wood nematode), 3476 nucleotides long. NCBI's taxonomy places the organism in Eukaryota, Metazoa, Nematoda, Chromadorea, Rhabditida, Aphelenchoididae. The record is from the annotation of a GenBank genome assembly.
AUGAUUGUGCGACCUUUGUUGAUUGUCUUAUCAACCCAACUGGCUGUUGGAUAUAAAGUGGAGACCGAGGAGUGUGUGGGGUUCCUCAAUUAUUCAACGCCAACGUCCGUUGAAUAUAUGGAAGCGCAAUGGAAGUUCGCGCGGUCGUUUAGCUUGACAGAGGCGGACUGGGUGCGGGCAUUGCCGACGUUUGACGAGGUCCACGAACUUGAACGGGUAAGAAGAUAGUGUUAACUUGAGAGAGCAUCCUUGGGGCAUAUGUCAGCUUGUCGGAAAAAUAAUGCGGGUCUUCGCAGCAAAAUUUUUCACCUCGUUGAAAAAACGGUACAGUCUAGCACAAAAUCUCCAGUUGCGGGAGCCAUCGCAAAGAUGAUGAUGGGCCAAUCCAAGGCGCGAAGGUCUGCCACUAUUUUCCCGACAGACUGAUAAAUCUUAAAGCACCAAAGAUGAAGGUUUCAAGAGCCAGGAAACCACGUGGUUUUGGCGCUUCUUGGGAGGUCCGAACGGCCGCCAAUUUCCUCAAGCUUGUCGGCUCUUCCGGGAUGUUUCUGAGCCCAUUUUUUAAACAAUUUUUAACCUUACGAUAUCAGUCUGUCGGAAAAAUAAUGACCACUCUGUUGCAUCGAAAAUCGCAUCGCCGCCGAGAAAAUGAAUUGUGUCGCGGCAAAAUCAAAUUGCUUUUCAUUUCAACGAGUGACUGGCGUAGCGACAGAAUGCUCAUUAUUUUUCCGACAGACUUAUGAAAUCAUGGUAAAAAUUGUUUAACUUUCAGGUUACAGCUCAUUAAAAAUGCCCUUUAGAAAGGAACUAGAAUUUGUUUUCAAGCGAAGUUGCAGCGGAUAUUUGAGUUUCUAAACUUUAAAAAGUAACUGAAUUUCGAGUUGCAGCUCUUUACCGACCUCUACGACUUGGAAGACUUCAAGAAAUUCGAUUCCUCCAAUGUUUAUGAGACGUACUCCACGCUGAAGUUUCUGAACUUCCAUACAAUCCAGGUAUGCCUUCAUUCACAAACUUGUAAAGCUUUUAUCAAAUUGCAAAGGUCAUACAUGCUCCCCUUUUUGCUCGUAACAACGACAAAAUUCUCUUUUUUUUCAAACACUCCAAAAAAAGAGUAACGCAAACAACCACUGUUUUCGCUCAAAAACUGUGCGAAAAACAAACGUUUUUUCUCUUCUCCAUGACGCAGUUGAUUUUAGAACGACCAAAUUCUCAUAAUAACGGAGAAAUUCCAAGAAAAAGCAAGUGACAACCGAUUCUUUGGGUUUGUGGCAAUCCGCGGACAGCGCUACGUGAGGAACUGGAUUCACCUCUCGUCGCCGCAUUUCGAGACCGACGGAGCGGUAAGCCAACAAGCGUCAGUGUUGUUUGAUGACACAAACGCAAAGACGGUGGUCGUUGCUGGAGCAGCGAGGGAUUCGGUUUCGGGGUAGGUGAAGUAUAAGGUGAAGUAUAAACUGAAGGAUAAAUUUGGAAUACAAGGGAAGUGUGCCAAGUGCAACGCUCUGAUUUUCUUUAAAUUUUGGACAUAUGUCGAUCACAUCCCGCUUAUCAAUGCCUGAAAGUUUUAGCUGGCACUUUGCAGACACUGCUGAGAUAUUCAACGAUCUCUGCGGCCGAGGGAGUAUGGAAAAUCGCGGUCUAGAAAAACAGUGUCUUUGGUUUAUAUCUUCGCCAAUUCUGGGCCAGGAAAAAUUUUCUUUGUGGAAAAGUUAUUCUCUAUUUUUUGUGUAGUUCUAAAGCAGUUUAUAUCAAAAUUCUCAAAAAGCUCUCAUCCUUUUUUCAAAUUUUUUGGCUUAAAAAUCUUGUUUGUUCCUGCAAAGGGCAAACUAGCACUCUGGCAUAUGUCUUAUCGUUAGAAAACAUUAUUCCAUAAACAUUCCAAAUUACCUCAAAAUCUGAAGAUCGAACUUGCAAUACUACCCCUGUUAAAUUGAGGUGCUGUAAGCAAGAUUUCCAGCGCAAAUACAGAAGUUAGAGCAUUCGAAGAUUAAAUUUCAGUGGCGUCAACUCAACGUGUCAGCCAGGCAACAAAAUCGCGGAUGCCGCUCACAACACUGAGACUUGGUUCCACAAAAUCUUGGUGGCGAUUUGGAGAGCUAACAAACAAAGAGAUGAUCAGUAUAUUCAAUGGCACGGAAUGGCGGAGACUAGGUAUUCGUAAACUGUCAACAUAGUAAUGAUCUUAUCCAUAGCUGCCGAAAAUCAGACGCCUUUUUGAGCGUUGGAGCCAAUAAUGACCACCACAUCUAUCGGGACAAUGGGAGUUUCGUUUUUGAGGUAAGAAAUGGUCAGAUUCCUAAACAGUAAUGCUAUUAAAAAUGAAAAAAAAUGCUUGCGAAGCUCAGAUUUCCUUGCGCACAGUAUAUGUCGUAGGCCACGUACGAAUUACUGAAAGUUUUACCUCUUGACUCGUAGGCGAAGCCGAGAUAUUCAACGAUCUUUUGGGCCAGGAGGGUAUGCGAAGGGCGGAGAGUCGUCUGAGAAAAAACACUUUUUUCCGUAUCUUUGUCAGUUUCGUGACGAAAAAAUUGAUUUUUUAUAUAAUGAUUACCCUCUACAGUAAAAAUAAGCAUGAAACUUUUGACUUACCGCACAUGAAUUGCAACUAGAAAAGUUUAGAUUAAUUUUGUGUCAUUUUUUUUUCAAAAUUUGACUGCCCCACCUUGAUCAGUUUCGCACAAAAAAUUUUCAGUUGGAAAAAUCAAUUGACAUGGUGUCCGAGAACGACUCGUUUGCCCAAACACCCUACACCGACAGCCGCUGUCACUUGGUGGCGCUAUCAAAUGUUUUUGGCAGGAUCGUGAACGGUGUGGCAAUUGGGAAAGAAUGCAGCGAGAAGGCAGUUGCGGAGGUAAGAUCAUCUGCAGAUUUUUAUUGCUCGGAAUUUCACGAUUUCACGGUGCAACUGCAGUUGUCCUUUACGGCCAUCGAUUGUUAAACGAGUUGAAGUUUACAAUUUAAUUUGCAGAACAUUAAUGGAAAAUUUCUUCAUAUUGAGCAAAAAAUAAUUUCCCGAUGCAAUUUGACUCUGUGGAAUGAGGGCUUAAAGGUGGUGUUGAACAAGUAAGCACCUUUUGCAUACCUUCGCCAACAAAUACAGUGGCGGACCUGAUCCAUUGGCCAAAAACGUACCAUUUGGCAUCCGGAAAGUAUCAAAAAUGCAGCAAAAUAAAUACCCCUUCCAAGUGAAAAAACCCCGAUUUCAAAUGCGCGCCCGCUCUUUUUGCAAGGGGAAGGGCGCGCAGUUCAAAACGGAGAUUUUUUGGUUGGAGAGGGAGGCAUUUUGCCACAUUUUUGAUACUUCCCGGAUGCGAAAUGAUACGUUUUUUGCCACUGAAUCAGGUCCCUCACUGUACACAUUAUACCAACAAUAUGAACUGCUUUUCAGCACUGCCAGAGCCAAUCCAGAGUCAUUGUUUUGGAGCCCAAUUGCAGCAGGGUUAUUUACGACGUUAUUCAAUCUUAUCGUUUUAUAA